AUGGACAUUAUUUCCAUCUUUCGUCAUUAUAUAUUAUAUAUUCUACUCGAUAUACUUUUGAAAUGGCUUGACGAUCGUGGUUAUGAAAAGCUUCGCGAAGAACUUGCUCAAAAACAGAAACGAAUCUCGCCGUCGGAGAAACUAUUGAUUAGGACUCGUCAUUUUCGCGGUCUGCGCCGCAAUCCUCAGAUCGCUGGUCUGCCUUGGAGGCAGCAAAUGCUGCUAUCUAAAAUCUUAAUGAAAGGGUGUCAGCUGCUGAAAGCACCGCUAAUGCCACAAAUGCCAUAUGAGCAUAUAGCAAUGAUGCUAGAGAGGAGCUACAGCAGAUUGAAGGAUUUUGCCCGGAUUCCGGGGACGAGAGCGAGACGCUCUAUGCAGAUCCUGAUCCUGUUUACGCGACGCCCAUCGACGCUAGUAAGAAGUGUGAAGUGGGAAUUAUUGCAAGCGUACAGUCCAAGUCACGCUGCUACCCCGACCAAGUCCAAACUGCUAGCAUGCUGGUACGAUGACGACUCUGAAGAGGAAUCAAGAGACGCAAUAUCAAAUAUCCACACUCUUGGCUUCAAGGCGAUUUGUAUCACUUUCCCCUUCUCCCCUCUGUCUUACAACUGUGGCAGUUACUGA
This is a messenger RNA of Rasamsonia emersonii CBS 393.64, 624 nucleotides long. RefSeq lists its product as uncharacterized. The transcript has 9 exons. The record is from RefSeq and is a predicted model, not a curated record. The coding region runs from base 1 to 624 and encodes 207 amino acids. NCBI's taxonomy places the organism in Eukaryota, Fungi, Ascomycota, Eurotiomycetes, Eurotiales, Trichocomaceae.